AUGACGCAUGGCGAUGUUGGCUGGAUCGACCACACUCUCAAGCUUCAUUCGGAUAUCAUCCUGGAUCUCCCCAUCCACAUCGGCAUGGUUUGCAUCCAGCUUGGGGACAACGACAACUGCACCAAUUCUAAUGCCUUGACUAUAGCACAAGAUAUGGCUUUGGGCCUCGCAGCAGGUCAUUGGGCUGCUCGUGCCAACUUGCUAGACAUCGAGUAUGUUAUUGGUAGCCGGCAUUUGACCCUACUGGUAGCACACAUCCUUGCUCUAGAUGCUGGGAGCAAAAGUAUAUUGGUUAAUACAGUCCUCCGAGUCCUGAAUCAGAUAAACAAGAGUAACUUCACACCUGCGUACUGGCAUUAA
This is a messenger RNA of Clonostachys byssicola, 360 nucleotides long. NCBI's taxonomy places the organism in Eukaryota, Fungi, Ascomycota, Sordariomycetes, Hypocreales, Bionectriaceae. The record is from the annotation of a GenBank genome assembly.